Messenger RNA from Puccinia triticina, 246 nucleotides. RefSeq lists its product as uncharacterized. Lineage: Eukaryota; Fungi; Basidiomycota; Pucciniomycetes; Pucciniales; Pucciniaceae. The record is from RefSeq and is a predicted model, not a curated record. The coding region runs from base 1 to 246 and encodes 81 amino acids. The transcript is spliced from 2 exons.
AUGAAAGAUCAAUCAUCUGCUCACCCCAAAUCAAUCUUUCUGAAAUGCUCUUCUGAGCAAUUGCUUGGAAACCCAGCUGAAGACUCUGCUGAUGUUGAAGUGGACUCUCCUCAACCACAUUCACCUGCUCCGGAAAAUAAAGUUGUGGAUUAUUUUUACUCUGAUUCCAACCAAGAUCAACUCCUCUCUGCAGAAGAUUCUAGUUUCAAUAUCUCCCAAACCCACUACACCUGCCCUGUUCAAUAA